UAAUUACUGUAGUAUCAUAAUAUAACUAUUCUACUUUAAGAAAAACCAAAAAUUAUAUUUUUAUCGGUUUAAUAAGUGGGUAAGAGAAAUAUUUUUUAAGCUCGGGUCAGCUGGGUUGUGUACUAAAAAUUUAAUUUCUGAGAAAAUUUUGCUGUUGACAGCUCGUCGCUGGAAAAAGUUUAGUGUUUUUUCUAUAUAAUAAAACAUUAUUUGCAAUCAAAAUUAUUAAUAAAAGUUAGUGUAGUUAUUGAUCUACAAGAUGCCAAAGGGAACAAAAGAAAAGACCUAUAAGGACAAGCCCGACUCUAAGGAAGGUAUUAGGAAUGCCUUGCAGUGUGUACGAGAUGGUUCUACCAUAGCAUAUGCAUCCAAAACAUUUAAUGUCCCAAGAACAACACUGCACAACAAAUUGACCGGCAAAUACCCAGAGGAGUGCCCCAAUGGCAGGCCAACAAUUCUUUCAAAAGAACAGGAAAAAGAACUUGUCAAAUGGAUCCUGGGAUGUGCGGAUGGCUGGCAUCCCAUCGGGAAGGAACAAGUUCUGGACAGCGUUAAACUCAUUUGUGAGGUCUACAAAAUUCCAAACCAUUUUACAGCUGGAAGACCCGGAGACGUUUGGUUCAGGAAUCUUCUUAAGCGUCAUCCAGAGCUCAGCAUGCGCAAGCCAAAAUCCUUCUCAUUGGAAAGAGCUACUGUCACUGCUGAAGACCUCACGGAAUGGUUUCUUGGAUAUUUCACAGAACACAACCUUCUGAGCAUUUCACCAGACCGUGUUUUUAAUUGCGACGAAAGUGCCUUCUUUUUGACACCGGAAGAUGGAAAUGUCCUGUCCAGGAGAGGUUCACGUGUAGUUCCAUCUCUUAAAAAUUCAGGACCGAAGCAAUGUAUCACAGUACUCUUCAUGGUGUCAGCUACUGGCGAACUUGCUCCUCCAAUGGCUGUUCAUAAAACUGACAUUACUCCAAAAAUUGCCAUUCAAAACGCAGAAGGAUGGAAAAUGGGAACGUCACCACAAAGUGGCUGGAUGGAUGGGCCAAUGGAGAAUGGCAAACUUGUCAUCAGUGAAAUACCAGCCUAUGCACGUGGCCAAGGUUUUGAGUGCAGUCCUUAAGCAUUUGGAUCUUCCUAAAAUUUCGAAUAAUGGCUUUCGAGGAUGUGGUUUGGUGCCAUUCAAUCCUGAUGUUGUGAAUAGCAUGGAAAUCCUGAAGUCAAAGAAAUCAGGGAAUCAGGAAACGAAUCUGUCAAAUGAUCAAUCACUUCCUGAGAACGACGAGAGCAUUGCGAAUGCUUUUACAGCUUCUGACUAUCAAGUAGCUCUGCGGAUUAUUGAUCAUCUCAUCUCACCUGACACUCUCAGCAAGUUCAAUGAAUGUAAAAAGGAUCGCAUUUGGAGUGGAGCAUUCGAAGAUGAGAACUUGUUUGAGGUUUGGUGUAAAAUAAAUGAACGUUGCGAACCUCAAUCUCUUACAUCAGCCUCGACCUCAAUCUCCAUUGACUACAGAAAUACAGGAAUUGAUAACUUCUCCAUCUCCAGAUCAGGAAACUCAAAUCAGUCAAGUGCUAUUUCGGAUUCUGGUCUGUUUGCAAAUGAAGACACCAGUUUGAGAGAAGACAUUUCACUGCAGGACUAUAUUGUCAUUGAACCUGUUGACAAUGGACCCAUCAUCAGCACGGAAGACGCUGGUCUUUAUUUCCCGAAAAUUGUUUUCCAACAUUCAGAGGAGUCCAUUAUCAAUAACCAGCACGAUCAGGCCAUCGACAAUAAUCCUUCAAAUGAUCCAGUCUUCCCUGGAAACCAACUUUCUGCAACUUCUGAGACUCUCGAUCCUCCUGAAACUCAACCGAUUUUCGACACACUAAAACAAUGCUAUUUCUGGCCAGGAGAAAUUCCAAAACGUCGUCAGAAGAAGAGGGUCAAAGCCAGCAAUGUGAAACACCAGUAUAUUGUAUCUUCCGAGGAAAUUAUCGCGGAACAGGAGGAAAAAUUGAGGCAGAAUUUACAAAAAAAGAAAGAAAUUGCUGAACGGAAGUUGACCAGAGAGAGGAACAAAAAAAUAAGGGCAGAAGAAAAGGAGAUAAAACUAAAGGAGAAAAACAUGGUAAAGGAAAAGGCUCAAAUGCCAAUUGAAGCUGAAAAGAAAAAACGUGGAAGGAAGUCAGCCAAGAAAACCGAGGAAAAAUCAAAGAAUUGAGUGCAAUCUUAAAAUAAAUAAAAAUAUAUAUAAUUAAAUAAUAAAUUAUUGAAAUGAAUUGAUGGAAUAAAACUCUAAAAAAAUGUUUUUGAAAUAAUAUCUUCUCAUUUUUAUGCAUUAAACUUUUCCUUAAAAUGAGCAUCCGAGUUUGAUCGAAUUCAACGGAGUUACAUAAAAGCGUCGCAGUAACAUUCUUGCGCAUAUAUUAAUAUUAUCGUAAUUUUAUUAAUUUUCAUCAAUAUUAUUGCUAAAAUUCUAUUUCUAUUAUGAUUCUAAAUUAAACAAAGAAUAAUUCUAUUGAUUUGGAAUGGGAAAAAAAUAUUUCAUCAGUCCAAAAACAAGCAUUAAAGUCGCACUCUAUGAAAAGUAUCCGGAUUACCUCUCUUUACUA
Messenger RNA from Phlebotomus papatasi, 2583 nucleotides. RefSeq lists its product as uncharacterized. NCBI's taxonomy places the organism in Eukaryota, Metazoa, Arthropoda, Insecta, Diptera, Psychodidae. The coding region runs from base 1029 to 2192 and encodes 387 amino acids. The record is from RefSeq and is a predicted model, not a curated record. The transcript has 2 exons.